AUGUCGCAACAACCUCAUUUACGUCUCGGAUCAACUGCCCCAGAUUUCAAAGCUGAUACAACUAAUGGACCUAUCCUGUUUCACGAAUACAUCGGUGAUAGCUGGGCUAUCUUGUUCUCACAUUCAGGCAGUUUUACAAGUGUGUGUAGCAGCGAGCUUUCUGCGUUCGCUAAAUUAGAGCCAGAGUUCACGAAACGUGGAGUGAAAUUGCUUGCAAUUUCACCUGACCCUGUUGAAGAAAAUUCUGGCUGGAUCGAUGAUAUGGAAGAUUUUAGUGGCUCCAGAGUCAAAUUUCCAAUCAUUGCUGAUCCAGAUAGAAGAAUCUCCGUAUUAUAUGACAUGAUCGAUUAUCAAGACGCUACAAAUGUUGAUGACAAGGGUCUCAACAUGACUAUUAGAGCUGUUUUCAUUAUUGAUCCGAAAAAAACAAUCAGAUUAAUUAUGACAUAUCCAGCUUCUACAGGAAGAAAUACUGCUGAAGUAUUAAGAGUUGUUGACUCAUUACAGCUUGUUGAUAGACAAAAGGUUAUCACUCCGAUUAAUUGGGUUCCAGGUGAUGAUGUUUUUGUCCAUAUGAGUGUCCCAGAUGAUGAGGCAAGAGUUUUGUUUCCUAAAUAUAGAGCUAUAAAGCCAUAUAUUAGAUUGACUCCGUUGGAGAAGGAAGACAAGUAG
This is a messenger RNA of Candida dubliniensis CD36, 672 nucleotides long. RefSeq names its product thioredoxin peroxidase (gene PRX1). The transcript has a single exon. Gene Ontology annotation, biological process: cellular response to oxidative stress; cellular oxidant detoxification; cell redox homeostasis. Bases 1 to 672 code for a protein of 223 amino acids. Gene Ontology annotation, molecular function: peroxiredoxin activity. The record is from RefSeq and is a predicted model, not a curated record. Lineage: Eukaryota; Fungi; Ascomycota; Pichiomycetes; Serinales; Debaryomycetaceae. Gene Ontology annotation, cellular component: cytosol; mitochondrion.